AUGGAGGACGAUGGAGAAAUGGGGAUGUUCUUUCCUUUUUGGAACAGCAAGAAUCCGGCUGAAACGGUUGAGUCUCGAGGGUUAAUGUUCUCUUGCUUUGUUGCUGCCCUUGUUGGUAUUUUGACCAUAGCCUACACUGCUUUUCAAUGGCGAAGAAAUAUCAACUUAAGUUGGACGAAAGCCAUAGCCAGGUCAAAGAAAAAUCCAAAGGCACGGCAUAAGGUUCCUGUUGCCCAACAUAGCUGGGAGCUCGACUCUAUAAGUCGUGCAAAGAACUUGAACUGUUGUGUAUGCUUGAAGUCGAUGUCGCCAUCUCAAGCAAUUGUGGCUUCAGAAAGUUUUAUCCACAGGUGCACCAUCUGUGGAGCAGCGGCCCAUUUUAGUUGUUCUUCAAGCGCGCCUAAAGAUUGCAAGUGCGUCUCCAUGACUGGAUACGAGCAUGUGGUGCACCAGUGGGCAGUUCGGUGGACAGAAGGGGCUGAUCAGCCUGAUGAGUCGUCGUUCUGUAGCUACUGUGACGAGUCAUGCAGUAGCUCCUUUCUGGGGGGUUCUCCUAUAUGGUGCUGCUUGUGGUGUCAACGCCUUGUGCACGUUGACUGUCACAGUAAUAUGUCAAAUGAAACUGGUGACGUUUGUGAUUUAGGUCCACUUAGAAGGUUAAUCUUGUGCCCUCUCUACGUUAAGGAAUUGACACGGAAUCCCUCUGGAGGAUUUCUGAGCUCAAUCACGCAUGGUGCAAACGAACUUGCAUCAACCGUCCGUGCCAGUAUCAGGAGUCAAAGCAAAAAAUACAAGCAAGCUAAUGAAACUUCAGCUGACACAGGUAAUAGUGGUAGCAACUGCGAUGAAUCGACGGAAAGCACAGCUGAUACAGGUCCAGUUGUCAAUGGCACCCAUGCCAUGGUGGAAAAUUUUAGCAGCCUUAUGAAUGGGGGUUCCUCUCAUGGGGACAGCGACAGUAAUGGCAAGCUGGAACCAAAGCCCAGUGUGAAAAGAAGCGGGUCUUUUGGUAAGAAGGAUGAAUAUCAGGCACUAAGAUCGAAACUUAAGUAUGAGUUGGCUGAUUUGCCUUCCGAUGCAAGACCGUUGUUGGUUUUCAUUAACAAAAAAAGUGGUGCUCAACGAGGUGAUUCUCUUAGGCAGCGCCUUCAUCUUCUUCUCAACCCUGUGCAGGUAUGUGAAUUGAGUUCAGUGCAGGGACCAGAAGUUGGACUUUUCCUCUUCAGGAAGGUUCCUCAUUUUAGAGUUCUUGUUUGUGGUGGUGAUGGCACUGCUGGUUGGGUGUUGGAUGCCAUAGACAAACAGAAUUUUGUCUCUCCUCCUGCUGUUGCUAUCCUACCUGCAGGAACCGGGAAUGAUCUAGCCCGGGUAUUGAAUUGGGGUGGUGGUUUGGGUUCUGUCGAGAGACAGGGAGGCCUAUGUACAGUAUUACAGAACAUAGAGCAUGCUGCAGUCACUGUCCUUGAUCGUUGGAAAGUAUCGAUUCUGAAUCAACAAGGAAAGCAACUUCAGCCGCCGAAAUAUAUGAACAAUUAUAUAGGGGUUGGAUGUGAUGCGAAGGUCGCCCUUGAUAUUCACAAUCUACGGGAGGAGAAUCCAGAGAGAUUUUAUAGCCAGUUUAUGAACAAAGUCCUCUAUGCUAGGGAAGGUGCAAGGAGUAUAAUGGACAGAACAUUCGAAGAUUUCCCUUGGCAAGUUCGAGUUGAGGUGGAUGGUGUUGACAUCGAGGUUCCUGAGGAUGCGGAAGGAGUACUUGUUGCAAACAUAGGCAGUUACAUGGGAGGUGUGGAUUUAUGGCAGAAUGAAGAUGAAACAUAUGAAAAUUUUGAUCCGCAAUCUAUGCACGACAAGAUAGUAGAGGUUGUGAGUAUAUCUGGAACAUGGCACCUUGGGAAACUUCAGGUUGGGUUGUCUCGUGCCAGAAGGCUAGCUCAAGGGCAAUCAGUGAAGAUCCAACUUUGUGCGCCGUUACCUGUGCAAAUCGAUGGAGAACCUUGGUUUCAGCAACCAUGUACCUUAACCAUAUCGCACCAUGGCCAGGCUUUCAUGCUAAAGAGAGCUGCGGAGGAGCCACUGGGUCAUGCAGCGGCUAUAAUCACGGACGUUCUAGAGAAUGCAGAAACCAACCAAGUGAUAAACGCUUCACAGAAACGAGCUUUGCUUCAAGAAAUGGCUCUACGGCUAACUUAA
This is a messenger RNA of Arabis nemorensis, 2190 nucleotides long. The record is from the annotation of a GenBank genome assembly. Lineage: Eukaryota; Viridiplantae; Streptophyta; Magnoliopsida; Brassicales; Brassicaceae.